AUGAAAUCAUUUGGAGCAAAGUUAAAAGGUUUAGUUUCUAGUGGUCCAUCAACUGUUGAUUUAAAUUUUGAAACAGCAAGAAAGGAAUUUAAUACUUUAACAGAAACUAUUAAUAAAACCUAUGAAUCUUUAUUAAAACAUGACAAAAAUUUACAAAAAACUUUUAUUCAUCCAAGUAGUUUAAAUAAAAAUAUUCAAAAAUAUUUCCCAAAUACACAUCCAUUAGCAAACUAUACUACUGAAGCCAAUAAAACCAUUGAAGCUAGUUUUAAUGAAUGGACACAAAGUAAUAAAUCAAACUAUGAUUAUAUUCAACAAUAUCUUGCUAGAUCUAAAUUUAUUAAAGAUUCAGUUAGCGAUAGAGAUAAAUUAUUAGAUGAAGUAGAUAAGAGUGCAUCUAAAAUUAAAUCAUUAAAAGAAAAACCAUCAAAAGAUUUACAUAAAUUACAACAAGAACAAAAUACUUAUAAUGCUAAAAGAGAAUCAUUCUUAACAGCCAACUCUAAAGCCAUGAGUGAGAUCAGUCAAUUUUUCGAAGAUAAGAUCGAUUACUUUGAUUGGCCACUUCAAAAUAUUAUUUUGUCUCUUUCAAGUCUUUUCUCCACUAUCUCUACAAGUCAUGAAACAAAUUCACAUCUUAUUCAACAAACCCCACCAUAUUACAAUCCAGUUAAAGAGUUAGUCGAUUGUGUUCCAAAUCUUUCUUCCCCAGACGGUGAAACAUCCUCAUCAAGCCAAUCAUCAUAUUCCUCACAACCAUCACAACCAUCAUACCAACCACCACAACAAUCAUACCAACCACCAAUGAAUAAACCAGCUGGUAUGCCACAACGUCCAUCACCAUCCGCUCCACAACCAUACCAACCACAACAAGCCAAUAACCAAUACCAACAACCAAACCAAUAUCAACAGCCAUCACCACCAAAUCAAUACCAACCACAAUACCAACCACCACAACAACAUCAACAACAACAAUACCAACCACCACAACAAUAUCAACCACCACAACAAUACCAACCACCACAACAACAAGCAGGUCAAUAUGGGGGCGCUCCACAACAAAACCCUCCACGUCCACAAUCAACCCAAUUUAAACCAACUUAUCCAGUUCCAAGACCAGCAGGCUCAGUUCCACAACCAUCACAACAACAAAUGAAUCAAAUGGGUGGCUAUGCUGUAAAUGCUGCUCAAAACCCAGCUGUUCAAAGAGGUGCAAUGAAUAUUGCUCGUAAUCCAGCUGUUCAACAAGGAGUUGCCAACGGUGUUUCAAAUGCUGCUAAUCAAUACUAAACAAUUAUUUAAAUUAUUCAUAUAUAUUUAAAAACAUAUAUUUAACAUAUACCCCAAAAAAAAUUCAUACUAGAAAAAAAGCUUAUUUAUUUAUAAAUUAAUUAUAUAAAAAAACCAACGCAAUACAUUUUAGUUUAAACCAUUUAAAUGUAUUAAACUAAUAAAAGAUGUAAUUUUACCAUU
Dictyostelium purpureum is the source of this 1473-nucleotide messenger RNA. RefSeq lists its product as uncharacterized. Lineage: Eukaryota; Evosea; Eumycetozoa; Dictyosteliales; Dictyosteliaceae. The transcript has 5 exons. The record is from RefSeq and is a predicted model, not a curated record. The coding region runs from base 1 to 1290 and encodes 429 amino acids.